Pararge aegeria (speckled wood butterfly) is the source of this 2002-nucleotide messenger RNA. RefSeq names its product G patch domain and ankyrin repeat-containing protein 1 homolog. The transcript has a single exon. The coding region runs from base 98 to 1066 and encodes 322 amino acids. Gene Ontology annotation, molecular function: nucleic acid binding; protein binding. The record is from RefSeq and is a predicted model, not a curated record. Lineage: Eukaryota; Metazoa; Arthropoda; Insecta; Lepidoptera; Nymphalidae.
GUGGUUUCUGCAGUCUAUGGCGGUUUUUGACUAGAUAGAUGAGAGAUAUUAUUAACAAGAAUAAAAACUAAAAUAUAUAAAAUAUUAAUAAAUUGCCAUGUUACAUACAGUCUACAACAACUUUGUGCGACCAACAUCACCUGUAGAAACGGAGAAAGAAGUCACUGCAAUAAGUGGUGAUGAGGCCAAAACGUUUUACUUGGAAGAAGUGGAUCAAGUGGAAGAAAAUAACGACUCUUCCGGAAAUGAAGAAAAAGACGACUCUUCCGAAAAUGAAGAAUACGAUACUACCCAAAAGGUGUCAUCUAACAAACAUAAGACAAAAUCUGAAGAUAUAGAUAUAUCUAAUCUUAAACUUUUUACUUGUAUACAAGAUAAUAAUGUUGAUAUUUUACGGAGGAUCUUAGAUGCCUGCCCUGAUAAGAUUAGAACAGUUGACGAGCAUGGUUGGAGUUUGCUAAUGAUAGCUUGCCAAGCUAAUGCUUCUAAUACUGUCAAAGAGCUUCUCAAGCGUGGAGCUGACACAACAGUUCAAGAUAAAGCAGGCAAUUCUGCCCAGAGCUUAAUCAUCUUAAACAAAAAUAGUUAUAUCGCUGACAUCCUUCUGAGUCACGUUACGAAACGUAAUCAGUGUAAUGAAAGCAAUACUAUUGUAAAACAAACAAAACAUAAAACAAGGCAUAAAGAAAAAUAUGUAUGUGAAUUAUGUGAUGGUAAAUCAUUUCAUAGUAGAAAAGAACACUUAUCAUCUACUUUGCACAAUAUAAAUGCCAGCAAAGGUAGGAAAAUACGAACAAAUUAUGUCAUACCUCAGUCCAAUAAAGGUUAUCAGAUCAUGUUGAAAACUGGAUGGGAUAAGGAAGCUGGUUUAGGUCCAGAUGGGUCAGGAUCAAAGUAUCCCAUUAAAACAGUUCCAAAGAAUGACAAAAAGGGACUUGGCCAUGAGAAAAAGAGAUUAAAAACUUCAAAUGAAGAAUCACCAAAACAACAAAAUAAUAAGCACUUAGAAAAUGCAUAUGAACGGAACAGAAGAAUGGAAAUAAACUUCAGAAGGGAGUUUUAUUGACUGUUAUUUCUUUCUUAUUUGUGAGUUGUGGCGAACUUGAGCUGUUUGGAAAGAUUCUUGGAUGUUUGCAUGGGUUGCUUUGAUACUACUUGAAGACCAAGUGAUCAAUCAGAACUCAUAUACCUUUCAACUCUCACAGCACAGCACUAGCUUACACUUAAUAGUGGCUUAUAGGCAAUAAUGGCAGGCAAGGCAAGGUAAUGAGAACAACAUAUGCCCAUAAAUGAGUAUUAUUUAAGUGUCUAUUGUUCAAGUCAAUUAAAUUCUUGUUUAUGGCUUUAAGUGUGCCUAUUGGGCACAAGGUACUUCGCCAAUGUUGUGUAGAUGGAGAAGGGAUGAAGGAGAUUGAUUGGUGAAAAUAAUGAAAACUUAAUUUUUAAACACCUAAAAAUAAAUAGUUGAGAUUAAACUGUUAGUUCUAAUACAGCACAGACAAUACAAACUUGAGUUAUGAACCAAUUGAAAAGAUGCUAUUUCCUAUUUAUGAAAAAUUUACUUAUAUUUUAUUACACAUUAAUUAACAGACAUUUAAUAACUAAAAGGACGGGGGACUUUUGAGGGAAGGAUGUCAUAGAAAGGAUAUAUGAGUUUGCAACAGUUAAAUAGUAUGUGAGAUACAGUGCCCUCAUCCCAGCAACACUCAUAGAUAGAGUGGUCCCUUAUCAGGAGUUUGGCAAAAUAAACAGGACUGCAGGCAUGACCAAGUUGCAUAUGGGAGAUUGUGGAUGUAAUUCAGCAAUUUGCAUUCCAAUUUGAGCAAAACCAGGGUUGUCUUGGUAUAUUCUCAAAUUGGAGUUCAAUAUUAAGUCAUUCCAGAAUGUGUUCAAAGUUCUGUCCAGAUAUGUCUUUGCAAGAGCACAUAGAUGAGAUGAGAGGUGAUGAUUUUUUAAAAUGAUCUAGAUAACCUGGCCUCACAAAAAUAUAUAAAAUAUACUA